UGCUGAACGCAAAUUUGCAAUGAUCUACAAUAUUCUACAUUAAUGAGACAGAGACAACACAUGCAAAGAUGAUAGGUAAUUUGAUUUCAACUGAUGGAUGGUAAUAUUGAUUAUUUAUUUACUAUAAUACUGUAUACCUAUUCGUAUCAUAAACUAUAAGAACUUAAACUUGGUCAAAGCCAUUAGAUAUGUCAAGGAAACUUGAGGUAGCAAUAAACAGGCUUCGCAUUGGCCAUUUACAAAUAUUGCACAGAUUCCAAACGAACAAAGAAGACCCACCCUUCAUGCGGAGUCCAACUGACUAUUAAAAAUAUCCUAAUGGAAUGCAUCACAUACAAGUAGUUAAGGGAAAAGGCUAUCCUACAGAGUAAAUGUCCACAUCAUUUAGAAAUUCUCCGGACUAAUUCACAUCAAUAGUCGACUUCAUAUUCUCAAACCUAUAAUAAAUACAUUUUAAAAUUAAUUAAUUAUUUAUGUAACAAAAUUUUUAAAUUUAUAUUCUUCUAUGUACGAGUAUUUUAUAUUAUGUAUAUUUCUUUUGUAAAUCCCAAUGGCCUUUGAUCACGAUAAACGUAUGCUUUUAAGUAAACGUUGUUUAUAAUUAAUAUUAUUCUGAAUGGUUUCAUCAACACGACAACACGUAUCCUUUGUUAUUGUUCAUUGAACACUCAUGCUUAUUGCGGCAUCGUGUACCUAUGUAUUAAAUUAUGAUUGAAAAAAAAUUUUUAAAAAGAUAUUUUAUUAUUUUAUGCAUAGACGCGUGGUUUCUGAAUACUAUUAUACGUUUUUUCGUACCUAAACAAUUUUUCCAUUUUUAAAAUUAAAAAUAAAUAAUCAAUAACACAGUAUGUACCUAUUUAAUAAAACUUGUAUAGUUGUAUACGUACAAUUUUGGCAAUGGUCAGUUUCAAGGUUUGUUCAAGAUCGCCCAAUUUUGUAAUUGGCAACCGCAAUCAUAUCUAUAAAUAAUAACACGCAUAAAAAUAAUGAGAAUCUCCUAACCGUCAUGCAGUCACAGCUCACAUUGUUGUAGGUCCCGCGUGAAAAAUAACUAUCUUCAAAAAUGACGACCGUCUUCGCCCGAAUAGUAAAGUUUUCAAUCACCUACCCAGUUACUAGGGGAAUGGUUUCGUAUGCAGUGAUAUGGCCAACCGGAUGUAUAAUACAGCAAUUGGCUUUUGGAGAUGACAAAUUUGACUUUGCUAGAGCAGCUCGGUUUGGACUGUUUGGAGCAUUUUAUGUGGCCCCAACUUUGAAUGCAUGGCUAACUGUUGCACGUUACUUAUAUCCAAAGAAUGAUCUCCGUAGCGCAAUCAUUAAAGCACUUUUGGAGCAAGUAACAUACUCACCGUGUGCAAUGGUGAGCUUUUAUUUUGGUAUGUCUUUACUGGAAGGGAAGACGGUCGAGGAAGCAAAAAAAGAAGUAGAAAAAAAAUUUUUACCAACAUAUCAGGUGGGCGUAGCAGUUUGGCCUUUACUACAAGUAUUCAAUUAUACAAUGAUUCCAGAAAAAAAUAGGAUUCCAUUUGUUAGUCUAUGCAGUCUAGCUUGGAGUUCAUUUUUAGCAUACAUGAAUCACUGUAGUGUGAAAAAGGAAAACACGUUAACCAUCAAAUAAAGAAACAGAAUCAUUCCAAAUACAUAUAUAUUAUCAUAAAUAUAAAUUGUGUGUAUUAUGUUUAUUAUAUGUUAAAAAAAUUAUUGUAAAAUAGAAGCAAAUACUAAAUAUAUUUUUAUCUGUUAUA
This is a messenger RNA of Rhopalosiphum padi (bird cherry-oat aphid), 1745 nucleotides long. RefSeq names its product PXMP2/4 family protein 4-like. The record is from RefSeq and is a predicted model, not a curated record. Lineage: Eukaryota; Metazoa; Arthropoda; Insecta; Hemiptera; Aphididae. Gene Ontology annotation, cellular component: membrane; cytoplasm. Bases 1064 to 1618 code for a protein of 184 amino acids. The transcript has 4 exons.